Molecule: messenger RNA, 5542 nt
Organism: Austrofundulus limnaeus
Lineage: Eukaryota; Metazoa; Chordata; Actinopteri; Cyprinodontiformes; Rivulidae
Gene: casp8ap2
Product: caspase 8 associated protein 2
Biological process (GO): Fas signaling pathway; extrinsic apoptotic signaling pathway via death domain receptors
Cellular component (GO): PML body; mitochondrion
Molecular function (GO): transcription corepressor activity
Source: RefSeq, a predicted model, not a curated record
AUGACGCGACGCAAAGCGACGCUCAGUUGAAGCAGCCACUUUUCUGCUCUCCGCCGUUUUCUUCUCCUUCAGCUGAAAAUAAGGCGAAACGCAUGGUGAUUCUGCAUGUGCUGGUCCAGUUGGACCCUCUUGAUGUUUAAUUCUGUUGUUUUAGGAUCUUUUCCUUGUAAGUUCCGUUAAGAAGAAACUAUAAACACUCAGAACGUUGGCAUACCGCGGGAAAAUGUCGUUACUUCCUGUGUAACGAGGUCUUGGCGCGACUCGACUGUAGUAAACAACAGGAGGACACAUCCAGUUCUCAUGCAAGUAUUCCUAAAAGAAAAUUUGACAAGAUGGAUUAUAUCGAUGGUUCUGGUUAAUACCAGUUUAAACAGAGAGAACCUCUGUCUUAAAAAAAACCUUUCUGCACUUUUACGGACAGCUCGGCUUGAAGUAACACGAAAAGAUGCUGAGAUUCAAAGGUUGACCCAAAGGACUGAGAGAAGUUGUCACUGUCAUCAGUCUAGGAUCAAUGGUCUCCAAGAUUUAAAAAAGCCAGCUCUUCUGCCACCAUCUAGUCCUCCCACACCUCUUCCAUCUUCACAAUCCAGGAAGGAUCAUGUUUCAGGGGAUCUGUCUUUAUCUUCCAGAAAAGAAAGUCAUACUUUGUCCAGAUCUUCAUCUCAUAACCAUGUCAAAAAAGAUACUGAAGAUGAUGACAAACAGACUACAUCGAACAAACAAAGGUUCAGAAGCAGAGCAGAAACACACUCAGGUCAAACUGAACCAACAGACAGAAGAUCUAGAGAUGGUUCACGUCCCAACAAGGACUCUCGUUCUUCUGCGAAAGAAUCAUCUCACAUAGAAGACAAAGCCACGGGACGGAGGGAUGACUACUGCUCACAUAAAAUCCACAAGUCCACAAUUGCUAGGGCUAAAAGCUCUUCUCAAGAGAUUGUACACAAAAGACAUUCUUCCUCUGACAACAAAAAAGAGGGCAGYCUAGAACGGAAACCAGAUAAAAUCAAAAUAACUAUUUCAGACUGUGACAAUGAAUAUAAAAAAAUAAGAAGUCAUCAUAAACCUGAGAGACACUCCAACUUGAAGGUUAAGAAAAACUCUUCUUCACGUCAACAUGUUGAGUCUUCUGGUAAUUUUCACAAAGAGAGGAAUAGAAGCAGACAAAAGGAUUACCAAAGUAAAGAGGACAGGAGGCACAAGGAUGAAACCAAAAGAAGACAUGAGAGAAGCAAUCUGUCAGAGACAACCAAAAAACAUGAUCGAUUGAACCCUAAAGAAUUGCAUAAAGAGGGUCUGGAUCCAAGCGGAAGGAAAAGACAGGAAAGGACACGUGACGCAGUCAAAAAAUUACCCGAAAAAACAGAUGUGGAUGAAACGAUCUCUGCAAAUAUAAAAAAUCCAAACAAAAAACUAUGUUUCAUGGAAACAUUAAAUCUAACCCUUUCACCAAACAAAAAGCCUCUGCAUCCUAAGGAUGGGAGUCCAACUGGGCUAACAUCAGUAAAAGUGGGUGUUGAAAAUGGACAAACUGAGGAAGACAAACAAAUUAACAUAGAAAACAUGUGCAUCAUUGAUGAAGUAGAGAACAGUGAACUAGAAACAGACUCAAAAGAUAUUAAAGACUUGUCUCCAGAUGAACUCAAAGCCUCAAGUCCUGAGAGUAUUCAUAAGAGGGUUGAUGAUAUAAAAGUCCAGGAAAAGGUCAUAGUUUUGAGUGAAACGGCUGACAAUGAAGUCCAAACCACGCUAACUCCCUGUCAAUCUUCUGCUACUACAGAAAGUCGAGGGACUGAGCAUCUCACACCAAAAUUUACAGACAAUAGUUCGUUUAAAGCAAAGGACAAUUUAACACGCAAUGAAGAUGAAAUAGAGCUUGUUUCUAACAGCCAUGUCACUGAACCUGGAACAUCACAUGUAAACAAACCACAGCCCAGCGGCAUGUCUGGAAUCGUUUUCGAUCAUCAACCAAACUCUGCACUACAAAAUAUUCACUCUAAAGAUGCUAAAGAACACAUUGUGGCUGAUUCAGAUGAAAGUCCAGUACCCCUUAAAAUGUCUCAAAAUACAACUAUAGAAGUGGCUGUUUCGUCUAACCCAGAGGACUUGAAUGUCUUUGAAGGCAAGGCUGAAAAGAUGAAUCUUUGUUCAUCUGAUUCGUGUCAACACGACCUCUGUCCUCCUUCUUCAACCAGCAUCACUCAUGAAAAAGAUGGUCUACAAGAUGGCACUAAGAGUGUAGAUUUUGUAUCUAGUACAAUCAGUCCGGAUUCCUUCCCACAAGAAGAAAUGAGUUUAACAGAAGCUAUUUAUGUUUUAACUAAUGUAGACACUACUGAGAGCAGCAGCGCCACAACUCAGCCUAGCUCUUCCACCGACUGUAUCGGAGUGUCCAAGGUUAGCAGUACGACUGAGGGAGAACCUCUGCCAGAGAAAUACAGCACACCCARGAAGAGCUUCAUUCCCUCAAAGAUCCAAGAGACUAACACGAAGACGUCCAGUUCUGUGCCGUCACUUCACGAUGAGGACUCAAUGAUGCAAACUUUGAACAAUCUGAAGAAAAUCCCCGAUGCCAUCAGCCCUCUGCGGAGCCCCGUGCGAAUAACCAAACGAGCUUUGGUCUAUGUGCACAACAAGCCUGGGCAUGUUAAGAGUCUUCAAAAAGAUUUUUCCAUCACCUCUGAUCCUAGUUCAAAGAAGCUGGAUGUAAACAAAGAGAACAAAUAUCCAUGUUCUCCAUCUAACCAUGACACAGAGAAGUUGGUGAAAGAGGUGUCUGACGUGCCUCUAAAGCUUUCUGACACAGAGCUGGAGGAAGGAGAAAUUUUAAGUGAGAGUGAAGAGACUGCUUUAAGUUCGCCUGUUCCUGCUGCCAAAAGGCCAAAGCUAACAGAGCCGGUCAGAAACAAACCAAGCUCUCCAUCUGUUUUACAGAGCAAAUCUGCAGAAAAGCCAGUUGCUUUGAAAGAAACUCAUGAAACGGACGAUGCGUCGACACAUAGUCCCAGGAGUCGUUUUAAAACCGUUUGUCCUGCAGGAAGCAAAAACUCUUUUUUCACCAUCGAGGAAAUAAUGGAAACGUUUAAGUUGGUUCGCGCUGAGAUCCGGAAAAAAUACAUGAAGCUUCAUAAAACUUUUCCAAAGAGAAGUUUCUAUGGUAUGAUGGACAAUUUUGAGAAAUCGUUUUUAGAGUUUGUAGACGGUGCUAAUUUUAGCCAGAUCAGCGUUCAGGCAGAAGAGCUCAAGUCCAAACUUAAGAAACUUAUAUCGUCUGUUUUCAGCAAAGUGAUAAAUAAUGGCAUUGUGAAACGCAUUUUUGAACAGCAAGCGAUUGAUUUGAAGCAGAAGUUGUGGGACUUUGUAGACGUUCAAGUUAACUAUUUGUUCAAGGACAUACAAACAACACUGAAGAGCCUAUGCAAACCAGCAAAAGCUCUGGCUGAGGACAAGAAGUCCAGCAAAGAGAAAAGAGAGUCCCAACAAAGCCCUGCUAAGAAACCACCGAAGGAGCCACAUUUCCCCAGCUCCAGCCCUAACCUGACCAGUUCAUGUGCUGUGAUUCCUUACAAAACAGGCCUAGGAAGCAGAGGUAAAGACAUUCGAAUGACAUUUGYAGAAAAAGACGGCCAAAACACACAAACUGUGGUUGAGAACCUCCAGUUAAAAACUCUUCCCUUGUCUCCUGAGAAAAACAAAAUAACCUCUUUGGUAGUCUCUCAAAAUUGUUCCAUGGUUGACAAAAUGGACUUCGAACUCCUCACAGAACAGCAAACCUCCAGUUUGACGUAUAACCUGGUGAGAGACUCUCAGAUGGGAGAAAUAUUUAAGUGUCUCCUCCAAGGAUCGGACUUGUUAGAAGGCGGUGGGAUCACAGGGGACCACACUUCUUUGUCUCUUGGAACACCAAGGAAAGAUGAAGAGAGGUUCCUUAGUAUCACCACGCCAUCAAAGUUAACCUCCCCUUCCAAGUUUGAUAUGCCACACAAGCUUAUUGCUACAUGGAGUAGCAUUUCACCUCACAAAAUACUAUCUCCACGAGUCAAAGACCAGACGCCUCUGAACCCGGCUUUAUUCGAUGAAAGUUGUCUUUUAGAGGUUCCAUCAGAAAGAGUGCCACUGCAGGCAUCACAGAAGUCCUAUUCUAUUCUAGCAGAAGACCUAGCUGUCUCCCUUACCCUCCCAUCGCCUCUCAAGUCGGACAGCCACCUCAGCUUUCUGCAGCCAUCAAGUUCAAGCAUGCAGAUGUCCACUCCAGAAAGUGUAAUCAGCGCACACAUAAGUGAAGAUGCCCUACUCGAUGGGGAAGAUGCCACAGAGCAGGACAUUCACCUGGCUCUCGAUACUGACAACUCCAGCUCGAGCAGUAACAUGGCCGCAGAAAUCCUUGCAACCCCUUUUGUCUUCAAGCUUGAAGUGCCAAUGAAAGCACUGGUGAUGGAGAAGUCCAACGAUCACUUCAUCGUAAAAAUUCGGCAGGCAAAGGCAGCCGUAGACAUCUCGCCGACUUCUGAAGAACGCUUAAGUGGAGCAUUAACAGACCAAAACCAGCGAUGCAGCGACAAUGUUGGUCUUGAUAAGGGAAGUCAAGCUGCUAGUCCUUGUCUACUUUCAGAAAACAAUCUCUCAAACAUUGGUCAAGCAGACACAUCUGUUACUGUGCCUGAGAGCAUAACUCUUCUAAACCAUGGACCACACAAAAGCCACGGUUCUGCUCAGCAGAGUCCAUCAAAUGAUUGUUUUACAGAGGAGCGUGUGGAAAACCUGCCUGCUUACACUCCCACAAAUAACAAUCAGAUCAAUUCUGUCUCCACUUCUCCCCAUCGUACAGUUACAAAUGAUACAAAAAGUCAAGAACACAAGUCAACAUUUUCACCAUCUGAGUUCAACAGCUCUUUGCAAACUACCACAGAAAUCCCUGAUGCAAUUCAACAGAGCCAGGCACAUGUCUGUGACUUGGGAAGAGAUGAAACUGAUGAGUCCAAGUUUGAGAAGAGUUUCACCAUCAAUACGGGUAUCUCACCAAAGCAAGAGCAAAAGGURGACAAUAACAUUAGGAAAAGAAAGAAGCCCCAAGAACAACUAAAAAGCAAAAGGUCCAGGAGCAAGGAAGAGGAUAGUCCAGGGAAGACAUGUCCCUCCAAGAAGAGUAAAGACUUCCAGUCAUCACCUGUAGCUCUGUCACCCAGCAGGGUGUCAGCGAAGAAUGUUGUUAAAAAGAAGGGCGAGGUGGUGAUGGCAUGGACCAGGCAUGAAGAUCGAACUAUUCUGGUGGAUCUCCGGACAAAUGGUGCUUCACGGGAGACCUUCUCUGCACUCUCUGAGAAACUCAACAAGCCAUCAAACCAGAUUGCUCAGAGGUUCCACCAGCUCAUGAAGCUUUUUAAGAAGCAGAAGAUGGACGCCUGAUCUCUCUUCUUAGUUUGAAUUUGAGUGUUUCGAAACAGAGACGUGCACCUCUUUGUAGAGGGAUGCAUCACAGCAUCUGUCCACAGCUGUCAGAAGAAAAACUUUUACUCAGUAUUUGAUUAUUAAAGAACUGAAAAUA